Nerophis lumbriciformis (worm pipefish) is the source of this 5968-nucleotide messenger RNA. It is a transcript of the gene plcg1, whose product is annotated as phospholipase C, gamma 1. The record is from RefSeq and is a predicted model, not a curated record. Gene Ontology annotation, biological process: phosphatidylinositol metabolic process; phospholipid catabolic process; release of sequestered calcium ion into cytosol. Gene Ontology annotation, cellular component: ruffle membrane. Gene Ontology annotation, molecular function: protein binding; phosphatidylinositol-4,5-bisphosphate phospholipase C activity. Lineage: Eukaryota; Metazoa; Chordata; Actinopteri; Syngnathiformes; Syngnathidae.
GGAGGGGGAGGAGCCUCCACAGACAGACUUACGUACCUUCACCACUGCUCUGCUUUGCUGCCUCUAUGGACACGAACAGGGGAGAAGGGGAAACUGGAGCGUUUUGUUGACGGGAACAGGCGAGCCUCCCCAGGGGCCUGGUGGUGGUCUAAUUCCGGAAUAGUGGACGAACGGCAGCAAACAGGAACGCCACUGGAGAGAGUUGUGCAGCGGUGAGAGAUGUGCGGUCAGGCCGAGAUUGCGGCGGUAUCCCUGUCUAGGCCUGGACUGAGCAUAUUGUUCUGAGAGGAAACGGAUAACAAACAGGGGAAGUGAACAUGGCUGGGACCUCGGGUUUCUUUUCCAACGGUCCCGUCCCGUGGAUGGACAACGACGCGGAGAUGAACAACUUAUACCGAGACCUGGAGCUGGGAACAGUGCUUACGCUGUUUUAUUCGAAAAAAUCCCAAAGGCCAGAGAGGAGGACUUUCCAGGUCAAACUGGAGACAAGGACCAUCAUUUGGACCCGGGGCACGGACAAAAUAGAGGGCGAGAUCGACAUCCGAGAAAUCAAGGAGAUACGACCUGGACAGAAGUCUCGCGACUUUGAGCGUUAUAUGGAGGAUUCUGCUGCACGACUUGAUCAAGCUCACGGCUUUGUCAUUUUGUAUGGGACAGAGUUUCGCCUCAAAUCACUCAGCCUUGCAGCAACAUCUGAUGAGGAGAUGACAAUGUGGGUGAAGGGGUUAAACUGGCUUGUGGCUGAUACACUGAAGUCCCCAACACCCCUUCAAAUAGAGAGGUGGUUACGCAAACAGUUUUACGCCGUUGAUCGCAACAGAGAAGAUAGGAUAUCCUGUAAGGAUCUGAAGAACAUGCUGAGCCAGGUCAACUACAGGGUGCCCAACAUGAGAUUCCUCCGAGAGAAACUUCCAGACUCUGAGUUGAGGAAUGGAGAAGUGUCUUUCAGCCAGUUUGCCCAGCUCUAUCGCAACCUAAUGUUUGAUGCUCAGAAGAAUCUGGAGAUUCCGUUUUUGCAGAGGUUCAUUGACAGACCAGAACAAAGGAUCUCCCUUGAAGACUAUAAAAGCUUCCUAUUAGAAUCUCAGAUGGAAUUGUGGGCAGCAGACAGCAGCUUGGUUCAGGACUUUAUGUUCAGCUACCUAAAAGACCCUCUCAGGGAAGUGGAACAGCCCUAUUUCCUCCAAGACGAGUUUCUGACAUACUUGUUCUCCAAAGAGAACACCAUCUGGGAUUCUUCCCUGGACCAAGUGUGUCCAGAGAAUAUGAACAACCCCUUGUCGCAUUACUGGAUCUCCUCUUCACACAACACCUACCUGACAGGAGACCAGUUUUCCAGUGAGUCGUCUCUGGAGGCGUAUGCUCGCUGUCUAAGGAUGGGCUGCCGAUGUAUUGAAUUGGACUGCUGGGAUGGUCCAGAUGGAAUGCCAGUCAUCUACCAUGGGCACACCCUCACAACAAAGAUCAAGUUCUGCGAUGUCUUGACCACCAUCAAAGAGCAUGCCUUUGUCACGUCAGAUUUCCCCAUCAUCCUUUCCAUUGAGGACCACUGUAGUAUUGUCCAACAGAGGAACAUGGCCACUCACUUUAAGAAACUGUUUGGAGACAUGUUGCUGACCAAAGCGGUGGAUAUUGCAGCAGAUGGCCUGCCAUCACCCAACCAGCUCAAGAAGAAGAUCCUCAUCAAGCAUAAGAAGCUUGCUGAGGGCAGUGCCUACGAGGAGGUGUCCACCACUACGCCCUACUCUGAGAACGACAUCAGCAACUCCAUCAAAAACGGCAUCCUAUAUUUGGAGGACCCCAUUAAUCAUGAGUGGUACCCUCAUUUCUUUGUCCUGACCAGCAGUAAGAUCUACUACUCAGAAGAGACCUCAAGUAACCAGGGUAAUGAUGAGGAGGAGGAGCACAGAGAGGUUUCCAAUGGAAUGGACCAACAUGUUACAGAAAAGUGGUUUCAUGGGAAGUUGGGUGCAGGGCGUGACGGGAGACAGAUAGCUGAGCGGCUUCUGUCAGAGUACUGUCUGGAGACUGGCGCGCCAGAUGGCUCUUUCCUGGUCCGGGAGAGUGAGACAUUUGUGGGAGACUACACAUUGUCUUUCUGGCGCUCAGGACGGGUGCAGCACUGUCGCAUACACUCCCGUCAAGAAGCCGGCAGCCCCAAAUUCUACUUGACUGACAACCUCGUGUUUGACACACUCUUUGCCCUCAUCAACCACUACCAGCAAGUGGCGCUGCGUUGCAAUGAAUUUGAAAUGAAACUUACUGAGCCUGUGCCGCAAACCAACGCCCAUGAGAGCAAAGAAUGGUACCAUGCCAACCUUUCCAGGAGUCAUGCUGAGAACAUGCUGAUGAGGGUUCCCAGAGAUGGAGCUUUUCUUGUCAGGAAGAGGGCAGAAUCCAACUCAUUUGCCAUUUCCUUCAGGGCCGAGGGUAAGAUUAAGCACUGCCGUGUGCAGCAGGACGGUCAGACUGUGGUGCUUGGGACUUCUGAGUUUGACAGUCUUGUAGAUCUAAUCAGCUACUAUGAAAAGCACCCUCUGUAUCGCAAAAUGAAGCUGCGAUAUCCCAUCAAUGAGGACACACUGGAAAAGAUCGGCACUGCUGAGCCGGACUACGGGUCCCUGUAUGAGGGGAGGAAUCCAGGUUUUUACGUCGAAGCCAAUCAAAUGCCUACUUUUAAGUGCACUGUGAGAGCAAUGUAUGAGUAUAAAGCCCAAAGAGAUGAUGAACUCUCGUUCACAAAGAAUGCCAUCAUUUCAAAUGUGGAUAAACAGGAAGGAGGAUGGUGGAAGGGAGACUGUCUAGGGAAGAAGCAGCUAUGGUUUCCUGCAAAUUAUGUUGAGGAGAUCAGUCCAUCAGCAGCAGAGCCGGACAGAACCCAGGAGAUGACAGAAAACAGCCCCCUAGGAGAUCUUCUAAGAGGAAGUGUGGACGUCUCCUCCUGUCAGAUUGUUGUGCGUCCCGAUGGAAAAGGAAGCAGGCCACAUGUCUUUUCCCUGGUGCCGACGACAGCCAUGCGAACAAGCCGGGUGCUGGAAGUAGCUGCGAGUAGUCUGGAAGAACUAAAGGAAUGGGUGUUAAAGAUCCGUGAGGUUGCGGUGACCUCUGAGGCCAAGCUGGAGGAGGGUAAGAUCAUGGAAAGGAGGAAGAAGAUUGCACUGGAGUUAUCUGACCUGGUUGUCUACUGUAGGCCUGUGCCGUUUGAUGAAGACAAGAUCGGCACAGAGCGUGCCUGUUUUCGGGACAUGUCCUCUUUUCCCGAGACCAAGGCUGAGAAGUAUGUCAAUAAGAUCAAAGGAAAGAAGUUCCUGCAAUACAAUCGACUACAGCUGUCCAGGAUCUACCCGCGAGGCCAGAGACUGGACUCGUCUAACUACGACCCUCUGCCCAUGUGGCUCUGCGGUUCGCAGCUGGUAGCGCUUAACUUCCAGACAGCAGACAAGCCCAUGCAGAUGAAUCAGGCAUUGUUCAUGCUGAACGGGAGGAGCGGCUACGUCCUCCAGCCCCCAAUCAUGAGGGACGACACCUUUGAUCCCUUUGACAGACACACAGUGCAGAGCCUGGAGGAAGUCACUCUUCAGAUUGAGGUUUUGGGCGCACGGCACCUACCGAAGCACGGGCGUGGCAUUGUUUGUCCUCUGAUUGAGAUCGAGGUGUGUGGGGCGGAGUAUGACAGCACAAAGCAAAAAACUGAUUCAGAAGCUGAUAAUGGUCUGAACCCCACCUGGCCCAGAAAGCCGUUUCAGUUCUCAGUGUGCAACUCUGCCUUUGCCUUCCUGCGCUUUGUGGUCUAUGAGAUCGACAUGUUCAGUGACCAAAACUUUCUGGCUCAGGCCACAUUCCCCCUUCACGGCCUGAAGACAGGUUAUCGGUCAGUCCCUCUGAAGAACAGCUUUAACGAGGAUCUGGAGUUGGCAUCCUUGUUGGUCCACAUGGACAUCGUCAGAGGCAGAGAAGAAAAUGGAGAACUCGUGUGCCCAUUCUCCAUGACCUCGUCAAGCUCGGUUUCGGUCCAGACUGGACGUGAACGUUUCGGGGAUCACAGCUCAGUGUCGUCCACCUCCUCCAACAUGUCCCCUGUGCCGCAGUCACCGGCCCAGGCAGUCGCUGCUUACAGGGGCCGAGAGGGCUCUUUCGACUCCCGCUACCAAUUGCCUUUGGACGACUUUAGGGUGUCGCAGGAGCCUCUGCUGGACCACAUGGACCCACAGAACAGAAGGAUGCUGCGGCGAACGAGAGUGGGUGGAGAGAAUCGUGUCUAAGUCCAAACUACCACGGAGACACUUUAGUGUUGCACCUCCCUAACUACCCUCCAACUCCUCCUCAGUCGCCUCUGUCCGUACUUAUGAUGUCACUGACUGCUGGGAAGUUUCCAGGGAAACGCCCACCGCCGCUUUGGCCUAAGUUUCAGGCAUACCUCCCGCCACCUCCCUUGUGUCCGCCCAGCCUACUCAGCGCCUGAGAGGGAGGAACUUUGAUGUCCAUACAGAAGAAGGAAGAGGAAGCUGGCUGCUACUCACAGGAAGAAGAAAGUUGGAUGAGGUGUUGUCCUCUUGCGUUCCAAAUGUAAAAUAGCAGCAGAAAGAUGGAGGCAAGUUGAGUGUGCUGAAACGAUUUCCUGAUUCAGUUUGUUGGCUCAACUUAAUUGGGUGUAUAUAAACAUAAUGUAUUUAUUCCUGCUGUGCUGUCGGCUAGAGGACAGCAGCUUCUCACCUGCUCUCAAAGAGCUCCUGUCUCCAUGUUUUUAAUUAUUUAACAUUCAUAUUGUGACCUUUGCAAUUUUUUGAUGUAUAUGUGUAAAACAUGAGGGCUCUCUGCGACUGUUUUUAAUGUCUUUGCGCUUUGGAGGAUAUUAUGCACCUCCUCUUGCAUAUUUAAUGUAGUUUUUUGUGAAAGGCAUCAGGAGGAAGUCAUAGCAUUGAGAACAGGCACACUCAUACAUCACUCUCAACACACACAGCCAACCAUUUGUUCUUCUUACCUUCCAAAAAAGACACAUUUUCUUUUUAUAAACCAGUCUUACACAUUCGAAGGUCACUAUGUGUGCUCACAAAAGUAUUGUGAUGCUGUUAGCAAGCCAUAUUGUCUUUAUUUCAGUUAUUCACAGCCGGUUUAGUGUCAAAUCUAUCAGAAAACACUCCACUGUUUUUAUUAUGCUGUGUCAGCGAAUGUCACUGCUACAUGCUUUUUAUUUUUUAUCACAAAGAUACCAUUUGAGGAAAAACAUGCCAUUUUAACUCCGCCACUUAAAUGUAAAAUGUUGCAGCUGCCAUCAUGUCCAGUGUUGUCAGUGAUCGAGAUUGAAAUGUAUACGCAUGGCUGCUGUCUUUAUUUACUCACAUUCCGCCUUUUCACAUGUUUGUGGGUUGAGCGCAACUAGGUUGGAUGACAAGGUGCCUUCAGUGGGCCAAGAUGAAGCUUGUAUGUAUAAAACUCUGUUUCAGAAAGUGUUUUCUAUGUGAUGUAUUGAUAAUGUAAACUCAGUAUUGUUGCUCAGUGUUGGACCACUGGGACACACCUAAGCCAUACGCUAUGAGGUGAGAGCAGGGGUUGUUAAAACUGAAAGACCGAAGUGUGUGUUAGAUUUUCUUGCCACCUGUCAUGGUUUCUUGUUCACGCUUCAUUACUGCUAAAUGUCCAUCUACAUGGUACAGUUGCCCCUGUUUUGACUGAUAAGGUCCCAACAAUGCAUGAAAGACAUUGCUUGAUGCCCUCUUUUUGUUUUUUUAGAAGGGCAAACUCCUGUAUGAUUGGUUCUUGCAGUGUUGGAUUUAAAGAGGUCAAAAUCCAACAGGUGCAUAGAUGGCUGAGUAGGGUCCAUACACGUCGGUUUUGUUUUCUCAUGUUUCAUCACAAACGCUGUCGCCUUUUCUGUAACGUGCCUAAACUAUGGACAGAGAAAACAUUCAUUUUAAUUUUGCCUUUCAUAACAUUCAAACCUGAGAAGUCAAUAAAAUACUUUAUACAU